Molecule: messenger RNA, 1932 nt
Organism: Trypanosoma rangeli
Lineage: Eukaryota; Euglenozoa; Kinetoplastea; Trypanosomatida; Trypanosomatidae
Product: Tectonic-1
Exons: 1
Coding region: 1-1932 (643 amino acids)
Source: RefSeq, a predicted model, not a curated record
AUGCCGAGACGCGUGCAAGCAACAGAGGGUGAAGAUGAUUUGAGAUUUGUUCAAGUAUUCCCCUGUCGAUGUGUGAUCUCGUCUGGAUUUUUUUUGUUUGUUUAUCCGGAUUUUUUAACCUUUUCCUUCUUCUUUAAUGGAUCCAAGGUGGCAAUGAACAUGCUGCGGUGUACUAUACUAUACACUUUCCUAACCUUUCUUUGUCAUUGGGCAAAUGCGGAGCAGCCGGUGUCAUAUCCUAUUCAAUGGGACAAUGUCGCACCAAACCCGCCCAGUCCGCGGAAUCUGGCAUCACCUUACAUUGGUAAGUGCAUAUGCGACUCGACAUGGGGCUCUUGUGACCCCAAUUGUUGCUGUGACAUAGAUUGUACAUUGGAGGAGAAAAAGAUGUUUCCAUUUUGUCUCCAGGAAACGAUUGGAUCCCCUUCUAUUGAGUACUGCUAUGCGCAGAGGCAGGACAAAAAAGUUUUUCAGGCUUCUCAGCGGUACCUUGACAAGGUUCAUAGAGGCAAGAGAGCUGUUUGCAUUGUGAGAGCCAAUAAUAUUAAGGAUAUGGAUCCUUUUUUUAUCCUUCCAAAGGCAAUCUCAAAACCUAGUGAUAAAUUGGUCGAUGAUUGGGAUGGGCCAAAAGAAGCAAAUGACUACGUGGUGAAUGGUGAUUUACUACUGAUGAAACGCAUAGAGGUUGCUACGGCGAUUCACGAAAUGAGAACUAUGGGAUUGUUUCGCAUUCCCUCCGGAAGGCAGGAUGGGUCCUGCACUGUAGAAGGGCGCCGUGUACGAUUUAUGAAUCCCAUAGACUCUACAGUGUGUGUACUAUCUGGUGCAAAGGUUUGUGCGCUUUUUCCAACAAACAUUUACGCAAAUUUGUUUUUGGGGGCUCCGGGAUCGUCGGUUUCCCAGAAUUUCACACCCAUACAACUACAAUUUUUUGACGAUGUUUCCGGUAAAUUGCUUGCCCAGGUGAAUGCAACUUCAAGCCUUCCUGAAGUUUACCGUUCAGUCAUUAUCGGGAAUGUUUGCAAGAAUGGCGUUGUUCGGGCUCAGACGCUUCUGGUUUAUAAUUCAACUGACAUUGGGCUUUCCUUGAUGAAUGCAACAACAAGGUUAUACCUUCGUGACAUAGACAAAGAAACACUGGCAUCCAUGCUGUUUCAGGUAGAGUUUUCUCGGUUAGGUGGUAAAACGCCGGCCAGCUAUUUUUCGGGUACUCCAGGCUAUUCCGAGGGUGCGCGUGUACGGGCGGGUACGUUGUUAGAGGAGAAGGGCAAGACCGCAAUAUCUGAAAGAGUUUCCGGAUUUUCCAUCCCUAGUGGCGACAUCUCUUGCUAUAAGAACAAGUAUCGUAGUGUGGGUUUUUUAUAUGAUGUUGUAAGCAGUGGAUGUACGAUUUCUCUUUCUGAAUUGGAUUUACGUCAUAUCUGUGCAGGAAAAGGGACGAGUGAAAUACUUAGAAAUAUUCUUAGUAUACACGUGAAGCACUCCUCCAGCUUUGAUGGAGAAACAAAACCUAUUAACUAUGUAGCUCGUACAAAUGAUGCACUGGCAAACGAUACCACAAGCUGGGUAAAAAUAGUUGGAAUGAACUUCAGCGACAUUGAACCUGCACCCUACGACGCCGUGAGGAGGCAAUGCAGCAACAUUUACGUUGGGCUGCGCUACACGUUUGUUGUCUCGAGGGUUGGGGCCGUGUUUAAUCCGCAAGACGUCAUUGUGGCUGCUUUUGCUGACCCCAUUAUUGGUAGUUGGCGGAUUCGGAACAAAAUGGAUUUCAGCGAGGCCGCCGUUUCCACACAGCGGUUUCGUUUCUUGGUUACAUUUAGAUGGACUAACGCGGGUUUACAGAAAACAGGUCAUCGCCGGGUUACUGCUCCACCGAUUUUUCCCCCUUUGGAUGACACGAUCUUCUACCCCUUUAGCCCCCCUGGAUAG